Molecule: messenger RNA, 1544 nt
Organism: Dermatophagoides farinae (American house dust mite)
Lineage: Eukaryota; Metazoa; Arthropoda; Arachnida; Sarcoptiformes; Pyroglyphidae
Product: spliceosome-associated protein CWC27 homolog
Biological process (GO): protein peptidyl-prolyl isomerization; protein folding
Cellular component (GO): catalytic step 2 spliceosome
Molecular function (GO): peptidyl-prolyl cis-trans isomerase activity
Source: RefSeq, a predicted model, not a curated record
AAUCAUCAUGAGCAAUAUUUAUAUUCAAGAACCACCUACAUGUGGUAAAGUAUUGCUAAAGACAACUGUCGGUGAUAUCGAUAUUGAAUUAUGGUCAAAAGAAACACCAUUAGCUUGUCGAAAUUUUAUACAACUUUGUAUGGAAGGCUAUUAUGAUAAUUGUAUUUUUCAUCGAUUAGUUAAAGGAUUCAUUGUACAAACAGGUGAUCCAACUGGUACCGGAUUUGGUGGUGAAUCCAUAUAUGGACGACCAUUUAAAGAUGAAUUUCAUUCAAGAUUACGAUUUGUACGUCGUGGAUUAGUGGCAAUGGCCAAUGGUGGUGAAAAAGAUGAUAAUGGUAGUCAAUUCUUUUUUACAUUAGAAUCAACACCUGAAUUACAGAAUAAACAUACGAUAUUUGGAAAAAUAUCUGGUAAAACAUUAUACAAUAUGUUAAGAUUAGGUGAAGGAGAAAUUGAUCGUAAUGAACGUCCUGUUUAUCCACAUAAAAUUCGUUCCAUUGAAAUACUCAAUAAUCCAUUUGAUGAUAUUGAACCACGUGAAAAACGAUUAAAAGUAAAAGAAAAAUCCAAAGAAGAUCGUGCACGUGAACGUUUGAAAGGUAGUAAAAAUUUUGCACUAUUAUCAUUCGGUGAUGAAGCCGAAGAAGAAGAGGAAGAAAUAACAAAAAUAUCAGCAGUAUUUAAAAAUAAAAGUAAAAGUAGUCAUGAUCUACUUAAAGAUGAUGAUAAAUUAAGUUCAAUACCUGUUGUUGAUCCAAAUGAAUUGAGCAACGAUCCAAAUGAUGAUCAUGAACAACGACAUUCCAAUGAAAAUGAUUCAGACAGACAAAAACGUUUGGCCAAUGUUAAGGCAAAACUUGACAAGGGAACAUUGAGAAAAAAUGAUGAUGACAACGACGAUGAUGAUGAUGAUGGUGGUGGUGAAUUAGAUUUUUUCACUGAAGAAAAACUUGAAAAGAAAGCCAAAGAAAUUGAAAAAGCCAAAAAUGAAUUUCAAAAAUUGAAAAAACAAAUGCUAAAAAAAUUACGAAAAGAAGAACAAGCUGCUGCUGCUACUACUACUACUGCUACUGCAUCCGACAAUGAUCAAUCAAAACCAAUCAUCAAUGAUGCUGUUGCUGAAUUUGAAGCUGAAUCAAAAAAAUUUAAAGAAAUUAAUCAAAAAAUCCGAAAAAAAGGUAAUGGUCGUGAACAACAAUGUUUGGAUUUGUUACAGAAAUUCAAAGAUCGUUUACAUUCAACGAAAAAAGAUAAAGACCAUGAGGAAGAAAAAAUUGUUGACAACGACAAUAAUGAUGAUGGUGGUGGCCCAUUGGUCAAUUUCAAAACAUCAUGGUUAUCACAUCGAAUGCAAUGUACUGGUGAUGAUGAAAUUGUACUAGCACGUGAUGCAAAUAUUCGUAAUGAAGAAGAUUGGUACGAUAUUUAUGAUCCAAGGAAUCCAAUCAACAAAAGACGACGUAAUGAAAAUUGAUUGAUUGAUUGAUUGAUUGAUUUCGGCUGUACAACAACAACAACGACAAAAACAUUUCAUUUAAUUA